AAUUUUUAUUUUGUCAGUUUCUAUUGCUAUACGUGCAGACGUGGGACUUUGUCUAGUUUUUUUAAGUGUGCAUUUCUGUUCUUCAAAGAACAGAUUCACUUUCAAAUUUUGAAUUAUCUGGUUGAUGGCACCAACAUCUGUGGACAAGGAAGGAGUGUGGGGAAAACGAACAUCAACGUUGGAUUGGUGUGAAGAAAACUACGUUGUCACUCCUUACAUCGCAGAAUUCUGGAACACCAUCAGUAACAUUGUUAUGAUAGUUCCUCCUGCUGUAUGUGCAUACUACUUCUGGAAAAAGGGACUCGAAUUGCGUCAUAUACUUUCUGGAAUUUCUUUGUUAGUUGUUGGUGUCGGAUCAUGGUGUUUCCAUAUGACUCUGCUAUAUGAAAUGCAAUUACUGGAUGAACUGCCUAUGAUCUACGGUUCCUGCGUUUUUCUUUAUGCUUUGAAUCACCAUGCACACAAACCAAAUCACCGAGACUACACAUAUGUAUUUGCACUGAUUUUAACAUGUAUUUUUGUUACCAUUGUCUACCUCUACUGGAAAAAUCCAAUGUUUCACGAGUCUAGUUAUGGAUUCUUAGUAUUCUACCUCCUCUAUGAAGCACUCAAGGCAUGCAAAAACCAUCCAGAAAUCAUACCUUGGGCUGGAGUUUCCCUUGUUAUCUAUGCAUCUGGCUUUAUACUGUGGAAUAUAGACAACAACUUCUGCUCUUCGUUGAGACAUACUAGAAAAAAUCAUCUGCACCCUGCAGUUGGACCUGUAACCCAACUUCAUGCAUGGUGGCAUUUACUUACUGGCACUGGCACUUAUCUACACAUUUUGGUUUCGGCAUAUGCCAGGACUUUGCAUCUCAAGAGAGAGAGUUCGAUAAAGCUGCUUGGGGGAGUAUGGCCUUAUUUACAUCUGGGAGAAAAGGUUUAAUGAGAAUACACAACAUGCACUGUGCCUGUCAACAGAAGCAAAUUUGGUGUUUUAAUUGUAGCAAAAUCAUUUAGAUUUCGAAAAUUAUAUUUAGGUAAUUAUUGUUAUUUGUGGUGUUUUUAUAUAUAGCUCUGUGUGUAAUUUUAUUUUUAAUUCUUGAUUUAAUUUGAAUCUUUUAACCAAAGAAAUAUAAUAAAUGGCGAACAUGGUACUAAGUUA
Messenger RNA from Styela clava, 1144 nucleotides. The record is from RefSeq and is a predicted model, not a curated record. Lineage: Eukaryota; Metazoa; Chordata; Ascidiacea; Stolidobranchia; Styelidae.